Messenger RNA from Camellia sinensis, 372 nucleotides. The record is from RefSeq and is a predicted model, not a curated record. Lineage: Eukaryota; Viridiplantae; Streptophyta; Magnoliopsida; Ericales; Theaceae.
AUGUCUAAAAUAUGGGAAGACAUUGUGGGAAUUGUAGUAUCUAAACCUGAAAUGCUGGGCUUUUUUCAUUCGAAUACUACAAUUGAACUUAGGGAUGGCUUGAGGGCAAAGUUUUGGCUUGAUAAUUGGGCUGGUUCAGUUUGCUUGAAGGAUAUGUUCCCUAGACUCUUUUUAUUGGCUCUGAACAAAUCUGAAUCCGUGUCUAUAGUGAGAGCUAGAGUUGGUCAACAUGAUUGGUAUCCAUUGUUUCGAAGGAGUUUAUUUGUAUGGGAAAUGGAGGAAUUAGAUAGAUUGAAGGGGAUGUUGCUUAAUGCAUCUGAGUUAAGGGUGAAUGUCACUGAUAAACUGAAAUGGAUAGCGGAUCCUUCAUGA